AAUACGUAUCGCCUGGCUCCAACGAUCGGUAUGCCAAAGACAACUGACCAAAGUUUUUGGCAAUCACCUGCAUUCUCUCUGAAAGGCCGAACCGAUUUUCCAAAUUAUAUUUCGAGCCCCGGACCGGUGUACAAAGUGGACCAGACAACACGGCAUGGCCAAUUCACGAAUACCAAGGUCAAGAUUGGAUUGAUACUCGGCAAAAAUGACUACGGGCAGAGUCCGGGACCCGCUGCCUACUUGCCGUGCUUUCCAAAUUUGAAACGGGCGCCUACUCCAAAGUUGUUAUUACCCGUAACCACCCAAACAGACGCGGAGAGAAACGAUGGUCCAUCACCAAAUACGUACUCGUUGCGCGGCGAACAUCGAUCAUCGAUCAAGAGUAGGCGAAAAGGAUACACAAUAAAAUGGAGGACCAAGGAUUGUGGUAGCGAGGCGCCGGGCGCCGGAAGUCCAGGGCCGGCGGCCUACAGCUCGACGAAUGCGAAUGUGUACAAAAACCGCGCGCCGGCCAGGACGUUCGGCAUACCAUCGCAAACGGUAAAGGUCUGCACGCAUACACCACAUGCGUACCUCAUCGUGUCCGCCGACAAGUGCGUUGAACGUUGCCAGCCUAAAAGAUUCACUUUCGGUGCGAGGCGUCCGAACAAACACCCACCGUACGUGGUGCCAGCCGACAACUGUCCGUUAUGA
Messenger RNA from Rhopalosiphum padi (bird cherry-oat aphid), 693 nucleotides. Its product is annotated as protein CIMAP1D-like. The coding region runs from base 31 to 693 and encodes 220 amino acids. The transcript is spliced from 3 exons. The record is from RefSeq and is a predicted model, not a curated record. NCBI's taxonomy places the organism in Eukaryota, Metazoa, Arthropoda, Insecta, Hemiptera, Aphididae.